Molecule: messenger RNA, 1824 nt
Organism: Polychytrium aggregatum
Lineage: Eukaryota; Fungi; Chytridiomycota; Chytridiomycetes; Polychytriales
Product: Sac phosphatase domain-containing protein
Exons: 11
Coding region: 1-1824 (607 amino acids)
Biological process (GO): phosphatidylinositol dephosphorylation
Cellular component (GO): intracellular membrane-bounded organelle
Molecular function (GO): phosphatidylinositol-3,5-bisphosphate 5-phosphatase activity
Source: RefSeq, a predicted model, not a curated record
AUGCACUGUCGUUCUACUCGCAACAUUUCUCGCCACAGCAAGUUUACUCUCUAUGAAACCAAAGCCCGGUUCUAUAUGGUUGGCUCCAACCAGGCCGACGACCAUUUCCGGGUUCUCAAGAUCGACCGAACCAUUCCGACCGAGCUCAACAUCACCGAGGAUGAUUAUGUGUAUUCGAAGCAGGAAAUCCGCGAACUGCUGACAAUGAUCGAGGAAGGCAACAAAGUAUCGGGCGGUUUGCACCGAGUGUCGUCAUUUUUCGGGAUCGUAGGAUUCGUCAAGUUCCUUGAGGGCUACUACAUCAUCCUUAUCACCAAGCGGAGCGCCGUCGCACUGCUGGGCGGCCAUUACGUUUACCACAUCGACGAUACGCUGCUGAUCAGCGUGCCAGGACCGGGAUCGAAAUACGACCGCAAGCCCGACGAGUCGAGAUACCUCCAGAUCUUUGGGCAGGUCGAUCUCAGCAAGAACUUUUACUUCAGCUACACGUACGACAUCACUCAAUGUCUGCAAAACAACUUGGCUCGGCCGCCAGGUCGGUCCAACUUCUCUCCCAACGAGAUGUUUGUAUGGAACAAGUACUUGCUCGAGAAUGGAUUCAAAUCCUUGACUUCGGACUGGUCGCUUCCGAUCAUCCAUGGCUUCGUGGAUCAAUCAAGAAUCAGCGUCUACGGACACAAUAUCUUCGUCACCUUGAUUGCCAGACGGUCGCGCUACUUUGCUGGGGCGCGAUUUCUCAAGCGGGGCGUCAAUGACAAGGGCUAUGUCGCCAACGAUGUUGAAACCGAGCAGAUUGUACACGAUGCCACCACGACCUCGUUCUAUCGCCCGACUGGACGAUCGGGACGAAAGCCGGCAUAUACUUCCUUUGUCCAGCAUCGCGGCUCGAUUCCACUUUCGUGGUCCCAGCUUGUUUCCAACAUGCAGCCCAAGCCCCCGAUCAGCUUGGACUGGAUCGAUCCCUUCUUUCACAUGGCCGCACUCCACUUUGACAACAUGUUCAAGCGCUAUGGAUGUCCAAUCAUUGUGCUCAAUCUCAUCAAGGCCAAAGAAAAAACACCUCGAGAAUCUGUGCUGCUGGAGGAGUUUUCGCAGUCCAUCGCCUACCUGAACCAGUUCCUGCCAGCGGACAAAAAGAUUCGAUAUAUACCGUGGGACAUGGCGAACGCAUCAAAGAGCAACGCGGAAGACGUCAUAGGAGUGUUGGAAGAUCUGGCUGAGGAAGUACUGGCCACGACUGGAUUCUUCCACAGUGGCCCCGAGCCCUACACCAACGCUCUGAAGCGGGCAAAGUCGCACGGAGAUCCCAACCAAAAGGUCAAUCGGAUCCUGGGUCGUUGCCAGAACGGCGUUGUGCGCACCAACUGCAUCGAUUGUCUGGAUCGAACAAAUGCCGCGCAGUUUGUGAUUGGCAAAUGUGCCCUCGGGUAUCAGCUUCAUGCCCUUGGGGUCUUAUCCCAUCCUUCAGUGCCUUUUGACUCCGACGCCAUCAAUUUGCUGAAUGCCAUGUACCACGAUCACGGCGACACAAUAGCUUUGCAGUACGGCGGCUCACAUCUGGUCAACACCAUGGAGACAUACCGCAAGAUCAGUCCCCUGACAAGUCACUCGCGAGACAUGAUCGAGAGCAUUCGCAGAUACUACAGCAACUCUUUCACAGAUGCCGAGAAGCAGGACGCUAUGAAUUUAUUCAUCGGCAACUAUGUGGCUGAUCCCUCAAAGCCCAUGCUCUGGGAGAUGAACAAUGACUUUUAUCUGCAUAACGAGGAUCCACGGCGUCGAACGCCGACCAUCAGGUUUGCAUCGCUGUCGGCGGAAGGUUAG